Molecule: messenger RNA, 1063 nt
Organism: Ananas comosus (pineapple)
Lineage: Eukaryota; Viridiplantae; Streptophyta; Magnoliopsida; Poales; Bromeliaceae
Exons: 6
Coding region: 43-660 (205 amino acids)
Source: RefSeq, a predicted model, not a curated record
GGCUCCCAAAAGCGUUCGAAGCGAAAAAUAUCAACACCAACAAUGGCGUGUCGAACCCUAACAACGCGCUCCCUCCUCCUCCUCUCCGACCCAUCGUGGCGCCUCUCCCCUCGAUCCCCACCCCCCCACCUCCUCCUCCUCCGAUCUAGGGUUAGGGUUCCGCGCUCCGGCUCCGCCGCCGCGGCCGCUCCCUUGCGCUGCUCCUAUGGCGGCGAGGCCGCCCCGUCGUCGUCGUCGUCCCCCGCGCCCAACCCCGACGAGCAGGGCCCGCCGCAGGAGGCCGUGCUCAAGGCCAUUUCGGAAGUAUCCAAAUCUGAAGGGAGAGUUGCACAAACUACAAAUGUUGUUAUCGGUGGUACUGUGACAGAUGAUGCUACUGAUGAAUGGAUUGUGCUGGAUCAGAAGGUCAAUUCAUAUCCCAUGGUUAGAGGGUUUACUGCAAUUGGUACUGGAGGUGAUGAUUUUGUCCGAGCAAUGGUUGUUGCCGUUGAAUCUGUUCUCCAAGAACCAAUUCCAAAGGGUCAGGUAUCUCAGAAAUUAUCUUCAAGGGGAAAGUAUGUGUCUGUAAACAUUGGGCCUAUUCGUGUUGUCUCCAGUGAGCAGGUUCAAGCCGUGUAUAAUGCCAUGAGAAGAGAUGAUAGGAUGAAGUACUUUUUGUAGACUCUGCAUACCUAUUUAUAUGCUUUCAACACCUCUCACGGUUCCAGAUUGUCGCCUUCUUGUAGCAGCACUCUUAGCAUUCAUAUGCUAAUGCAAUUUAUCUCGUUUGUGAGGUCUCAGCAGGUUGGAGUUUACUGCUCAAGAGGAAAGCACAAUGAAAGGCCAUUUGUUGUUUCCAUCAAUUCCCAAAAAAUCCAGUAACUAUCCUGUAUAUCUAGUUAUUUGCUCUAACAUUUGCUGUUAACUAUAAGACUUGAUGAUUUUGAUUACCAUUGUAGCAUAGGUUCAAAUCUGUCGGUUUUUCGUGCUACCAUGUUGAGCAUAGGAUGAUGUUGUUAGUGGCUAAAUGCAGUUGAUCACAUUAGGAAAAAUAUAUAAAAAGAAAAUGUAUGUUUAGUUCGAA